Molecule: messenger RNA, 1725 nt
Organism: Aspergillus chevalieri
Lineage: Eukaryota; Fungi; Ascomycota; Eurotiomycetes; Eurotiales; Aspergillaceae
Exons: 1
Coding region: 1-1725 (574 amino acids)
Source: RefSeq, a predicted model, not a curated record
AUGUAUGUCAACACUUCCAAGCUUGCUACUGUGGCUCUUGCCACCAUCCUCUCUGCCAACUCCGUCCUCAGUGCACCAAUUGCUGGUCGCUCUUCCAACUUGUUGACCCGUGACCCCCGUGGCUCCCACGGCUCGACCUCCCACAAGGUCUCUGACGUUACUGGCGCCAUCUCUGACGGUACUGGUGCGAUCGCCGAUGCCAUGACCCUCCAGGAGUAUCUGAACCAGAAGCGCAGCCCUCGCGGCCACCACUCUGGCUCUGGCAGUUCCACUGGUGAACGGGUCUCGACUUGGACCGGUGCUUUGGGCGACAUCACUGGCAUGGGCGCUGAUGCUGCCACUAUUGCUGAGGCCGCCAACAACCAAAAGCGUUCCCCUCGCGGCCACCACCACUCUAGCUCGAGCUCUUCCACCGGUGAACGGGUCUCAACUUGGACCGGUGCUUUGGGCGACAUCACCGGUAUGGGAGCCGAUGCCGCUACUAUCGCUGAGGCCGCCAACAACCAAAAGCGUUCGCCCAAGGGCCAUGGCUCUAGUCACGGUGGAUCUAGCUCUUCUGAUAAGGCCCUUAAUGGCCUUGACGCCGCUGGUAACAUCGUUGGUAUCGGUGCUGACGCUGCGACCAUCGCCGAGGCCGCCAACAACCAGAAGCGUUCACCCAAGGGCCAUGGUUCUAGCCAUGGCGGUUCUUCUUCCUCUUCCAGCGACAAGGCUCUGAAUGGCCUUGAUGCCGCCGGUAACAUCGUUGGCAUCGGUGCUGACGCUACGACCAUUGCCGAGGCCGCCAACAACCAGAAGCGUUCGCCCAAGGGUCAUGGCUCUAGCCACGGUGGAUCUAGCUCUUCUGAUAAGGCCCUGAAUGGCCUUGACGCCGCCGGUAACAUCGUCGGCAUCGGUGCUGACGCUGCGACUAUCGCUGAAGCCGCCAAUCAGAAGCGUGCCCCCAAGGGUCACAGAUCUAGCUCUAGCGGCAAGGCCCUCGAUGGACUCGAUGCCACCUCCAACAUUGUCGGCAUUGGUGCUGAUAUCACCACUAUUGCUGACGCCGCUAACCAGAAGCGCGCCCCCAAGGGCCACGGUGGCUCUUCUUCCUCUUCUAGCGACAAGGCUCUGAAUGGUCUUGACGCCGCUGGUAACAUCGUUGGUAUCGGCGCUGAUGCUGCGACUAUCGCUGAGGCUGCCAAUCAGAAACGUUCUCCCAAAGGUCACGGUGGUUCCUCUUCUUCAUCCAGCGAUAAGGCCUUGAACGGUCUCGAUGCUACCUCCAACAUUGUCGGCAUUGGUGCUGAUAUCACCACUAUUGCUGACGCCGCCAACCAGAAGCGCGCCCCCAAGGGCCAUGGCCGUCCCAGCUCUUCCAGCUCUUCUGACAAGGCCCUGAACGGUCUCGAUGCCGCUGGCAACCUCGUCGGCAUCGGUGCUGACGCUGCGACCAUCGCCGAAGCCGCCAACCAGAAGCGUUCGCCCAAGGGCCACGGCUCUAGCCACGGUGGAUCUAGCUCUUCUGACAAGGCCCUGAAUGGCCUCGAUGCCGCCGGUAACAUCGUUGGUAUCGGUGCUGACGCUGCGACUAUUGCCGAAGCUGCCAACAACCAGAAGCGUGCCCCCAAGGGUCACGGUGGCUCUAGCUCUAGCGGCAAGGCCCUCAAUGGACUCGAUGCUACCUCCAACAUUGUUGGCAUUGGUGCCGAUCUCACCACAAUCGCGGACGCCGCCAGCCAGUAG